Molecule: messenger RNA, 2631 nt
Organism: Psammomys obesus (fat sand rat)
Lineage: Eukaryota; Metazoa; Chordata; Mammalia; Rodentia; Muridae
Gene: Kcnmb4
Product: potassium calcium-activated channel subfamily M regulatory beta subunit 4
Exons: 3
Coding region: 40-672 (210 amino acids)
Biological process (GO): potassium ion transport; detection of calcium ion
Cellular component (GO): membrane; voltage-gated potassium channel complex
Molecular function (GO): potassium channel regulator activity; calcium-activated potassium channel activity
Source: RefSeq, a predicted model, not a curated record
GGGGCGGGGAGCGCGCCAGCCGUGGAGAGUUGGGGGGCGAUGGCGAAGCUCAGGGUGGCUUACGAGUACACGGAAGCCGAAGACAAGAGCAUCCGGCUCGGCUUGUUCCUCAUCAUCUCCGGCGUCGUGUCGCUCUUCAUCUUCGGCUUCUGCUGGCUCAGUCCCGCGCUGCAGGAUCUGCAAGCCACGGCGGCCAACUGCACGGUGCUGUCGGUGCAGCAGCUCGGCGAGGUGUUCGAAUGCACCUUCACCUGUGGCACCGACUGCAGGGGCACCUCGCAGUACCCCUGUGUCCAGGUAUACGUGAACAACUCCGAGUCCAACUCCCGGGCGCUGCUGCACAGCGACCAGCACCAGCUCCUGACCAACCCCAAGUGCUCCUAUAUCCCGCCCUGUAAGAGAGAAAACCAGAAGAACUUGGAAAGUGUCAUGAACUGGCAACAGUAUUGGAAAGAUGAGAUCGGUUCCCAGCCAUUUACUUGCUAUUUUAAUCAACAUCAAAGACCAGAGGACGUUCUCCUGCACCGCACGCAUGAUGAGAUUGUCCUCCUGCACUGCUUCCUCUGGCCAGUGGUGACAUUUGUGGUGGGUGUUCUCAUUGUGGUCCUGACCAUCUGUGCCAAGAGCCUGGCGGUCAAGGCAGAAGCCAUGAAGAAGCGCAAGAUCUCCUAACAGGGAGGAAGAUUGCGGGAAGCCAGGCAGAGAGGCUGCCGUGUUGGCACGCGCCUACCCUGCAGAGCCCACACUUGGUGGUGCAGGAGAUGGAAGGGGCCACAACAGGCCUCCAAGAGGCCCCUUCCUCAACGGCGACAGAAACAGGCCCAGAUGGAAACCUCGGAACUCAUCGCCUGUAUUCCAUGUGCUGUAGCAAUGGCUAAAGGGCCAAGCUCUUAGCUAUGUGGAGUGACCAACUGUGUGGAAAACCCUCUGAGAAGCUGGUUUUCUUUGGAAAGUAACAGUGUAUUAUUUGUAUAGUGUAGUAUACAAACCAUUAUGAUUUAUGCUACUUACAAAUAUUAAAAAUACAGUGCUCUGUGUUCUUUUUCUAUUUUCUUUUUUAUGCUUAUAUCAUCAGUGUAUUUAAAAAAAAGGGGGGUCUAAUAGUUUUCACUUAGUUCUUUUAGACUGAACUUUUACUUGAUUGUGAGCAUACGAAUCUUCAGAGCCGCUGACCUUACUGCGUAACUGCCGGUCUCCACGAGUAAACAGUAUCUUGACUCCUACUUGAAAAAGGAAUUCUGCAGUGGUAACCCAGUCUCCAGCUACUCCCGUCGCUUUCCUUAGAAGACUGAGAAAAGAUCAUUAUUUCUGGCCAGAUGACUUUGUGAGAGAGGGACAGGAUUCUGGAGGAGGCCUGUCCUUGCUCUGGGGAGACUGAAUUUUUAUUUCUCUGUUCAUGCUAUUUAUUCAUUUAUUUGAAACGCUAGGUAUCAAGAGUGUAGCACAUGCCAGACAAGUUCAGGACUAUUGAGCCGAAUUCCCAGCCUCAUUGUUCAUGGGUUUUGUUUGUGUUGUUUUUGGCAGGUUUUUUUUCUCUGUGCAGUACAAUAGACAUGACGUAAAGAACACUCUUCCGUUUGUAGUUAAAUGCUGUUUUUUUUCCUCUAACAGGGUCAGCACAAGUGUUUUAUUUUCCUUGCCUCUGUCCUUGCGUUCAUGUUCUCCUGUAAAAGCAGGGUGACUGCUGAGGUUGUUCAGUUUGCUCAGACAGGACUGGGGGUGCAGCCUGGCCCACCCCACUGCUGCUGGGCUUUCUGUGCCUUCAAAAGUGCAGCAAAGCCAGGUGUGUUGGCACACAUGGAUCUCUCUAUGUUCAAGGCCAGCCUUGUCUACAUAGUGAAUUCUAGAACAGCCAGAGCUACAUGGUGACAUCCUGUGUCGUUAAAAAAAAUAAUAAUAAAAAUAAAAAGUACACCAGAAACCAUCAUCUUUCCAUCUGUUUACAGACUCGAAUUUCAGAUACCAACCAUGAGUCCCAGCAGAUAUAAGAUCCCUUUCCCAUUUACCUCGCAAAAUUAAGCCUUCGUUCAGAUGAGGUGCAUAUCUUCAGUGGAGGAGUGACAGUGAUGGCUUAGCGUUGGCCUUGGCCUUCUUCUCACGCUGCAGGCACGCUGCCCUUAGAAUGAAGUUGGGGUUUAAGGGCAGGCUCACCUCAGUUAUUUCCAUGGGGGUUUUGAAAACUGAGUGGGGCAGUGACUCCCUCACUCAUAGUCUACACCUCACUGUUCCCUGAACUUCAGAGUGGAAGCUGUCAAGAGCACCUUACUCCUCUACAAGAACAUUGGAAGAACGCAGUCAUCUUUUUUUUUUCUUUUCUAAUUCAGGUGUUAUAGGUUUCACUGUGAAUAAGGCCUGGAACACACUAUUUAUGACAUCCUUUGAGGCUGCUUCAGUGCCUUGACUUCAAUCCCAGUUUUCUUUUGCAGUAUCCUUGUUGUCUUAGCAACACAGAACUAUUCUGAAGCACCGGGUACCACGGAACCAGGAAUCAGAGAAAAACCAUCUUGGCAUCACACAGAGGGCAAUGAUGUCUGUGUUAUGUUCAUCCAAGUAUCCACACUUAACUGACUAUAGAGAACACACAACCCUUAAGCGCCCAUGGACAUAUGUCUCUGCUGGAAUAAAAGCAAG